AUGCAUUUCAAGUCCGCCGUCGCCAUCCUGGCGGCAGUCACUCACCUGGCUGUAGCUGCUCCAGGUUCUACCAAAGAAGUGGAGGGCAGUUUGAUGCGUCUAAUCAAGACCUCCGAGGAAGAUCCAGGCCAAUGGAUGACCCAGGCAGAGGUGGACAAUCUGACUAAGCAGUCGAGACGCACCAAGUUCAUCGACAUUACUGACAUUCAGGAUGACGAUGUUCUCUCGAUUCUCUCCACGCCACCCUCGGAGCGCUCUAUCGAGGCCCGCGCGGUCACCUAUCCUACAACUAUGACGCAUGUUACCGAGGCCAAUUCUUUGAUCUCGGGAGUGUCCAACACCGGACCGCAAAGUUGGCUCACAUCCCUAACCAACUACCAAAACCGGUAUUAUCGGUCUACUUAUGGCACUCAGGCUGGGACUUGGCUUUUAAACCUAGUUAAGAGCAUUGCAUCUGCCAAUUCCGCCAUCCAGGUCCGAACCUUUGCUCAUUCUUUUAACCAACCAUCUAUUAUUGCGCGUAUUCCCGGCAGCAGCUCAAACCUCGUCAUCGUUGGUGCUCACUACGACUCGACGGCCGGCUCAGCUACUGCCCGCGCACCUGGCGCCGAUGACAAUGGUUCGGGUACAAUCAACUGCCUCGAAGCUCUUCGCAUUCUCGCCAACGCUGGUUUCAAGCCCAAGAAUACACUCGAAUUCCACUUUUAUGGUGGUGAGGAGGGUGGCUUGCUCGGUUCCCAAGGCGUCUUCAAUAGCUACCGCUCCUCGGGAGAGACUGUCCUUGCAUUCCUCAACCAGGACAUGACGGGCUACUCACCUGGAGGCAAAGCCACGGUCUACACGGAUUACGUUGACUCCAGCCUGACCUCAUAUGUCAUCCUUGUAGCCCGACAGUACUCUGGACUGGCCGUCUCCACUUCAACUUGUGGUUACGGUUGCUCUGAUCAUGCCAGUGCUCGAGCCGCUGGUUUCCCGGCUUCUUACCUCUCUUCAGAGCCGAUUGAAACAGAAAACCAAAACAUUCAUAGUUCCCGGGAUACAUACGCGAGUAUUCAGUGGCCGUCGAUCCUGCGUCACUCCAAGAUCACGGUUGGAUUUCUGGUUGAGGCAUCAUAUCUGUAA
This is a messenger RNA of Ilyonectria robusta, 1122 nucleotides long. RefSeq names its product leucyl aminopeptidase. Gene Ontology annotation, biological process: proteolysis. The record is from RefSeq and is a predicted model, not a curated record. Gene Ontology annotation, molecular function: metalloexopeptidase activity. Bases 1 to 1122 code for a protein of 373 amino acids. Lineage: Eukaryota; Fungi; Ascomycota; Sordariomycetes; Hypocreales; Nectriaceae. The transcript is spliced from 6 exons.